CAUAUUUUUUGGCUAGAGUUGUCACGCUUGGAUGAGUUCAGAAAAGGACAACUCCUAGUUGAUGUUUGUUCAACUCUCUCUCUGGGACCGGCCGAGGUUGUUUGUUUUUCAGUGUGAUAUUAUAUUAAGGCCUUUCCAUGGUCUGCUACUGCACACCCCAGGAUCUCCUUGGUGUAAAUACACAAUUUCUGGUGCAAUUUUGAGUUGGGAACCAUGAUCAUCUCACGGGUUUCGUUGUCGCCGCUUGUCGCCGUCUUUGUGGCACUCUUUUCGACAGUCGUAUACUGCCAGAGCACCGCCUCUUAUAACUUGACGCAGACAUCGUACACAGUGCGGGAGGGUGACACCCAUGUCAUUAUUGCAAUAAACCGGAGGGGAAAUAUCAGUGUUCCCACAAGUAUUUUGGUGACCACAGUGUCAGGCACUGCGAUCAGUCCAGGAGACUUCACCCCACUUAACCAGCGGAGGGAAUUCAUAGAGAACUCCCUGGUGCUUACCGUCCGCAUUGUUAUCACCGAUGACAACAUUCAAGAAGGGGAUGAAUCCUUCCGGGUCCAGAUAUCCAACCCUUCGGACGGCGGCACCAUUGGCUCUGGCUCCCAGGCAGAGAUCACCAUUCAGGACAAUGAUGCACAAUUUAGCUUUGAGAGCAAUUUAUACCCGGCUGUCAGUGAGGCACAAAACAGCAUCACGGUUGCUGUUGUUAGGAAUGGAUACUCUAACAGGGAAGCCAAUGUCUAUGUUUCCACUAUGAACCGUGACCCCAACAACCCUAACAGUGCAACACCGGAUGGGGAUUUUGUCCGUUUGGUUGAGACACGGUUGCAGUUUCUGCCCGGGGUGAACAGGGUUGAGGUACCUGUGACAAUCCUGUCAGACCAAAUUCCUGAGAACACAGAGACAUUGGUCAUGCAGAUAGUGCGAGUGGUAGAUGGGCUAGUUGGGUCCCCCUCCAGAGCAACGCUCUCCAUUUCUGACGACGAUGUACAAUAUGAGAUUCUGGAGGAAUCCUAUUCGGUGAAGGAAAGCACAGGUUUGACCCAGAUUACCGUCACAAUCACCAAGAAAUUUAACCUACUGGAAGCCAGCUCAAUUCAGGUGUACACAGAGGAUGGAACAGCCACGGCAGCAGGCCGAGACUACGCCACAUUCUUCAGCAGGGUGGGUUUUGCCAUGAACCAGGCCAGUGCCACUGCCAUCAUUAACAUCCUGGAUGAUAAUGUGUACGAGCCCGUACCCGAGGUCUUCUACGUGGGUAUUCGUGACCCCCAGCCCAGCGGCUUUGUGCUGACCAGUGCCAGUCGGAGGCCUAUUACCAUUGAAGACAACGAGUCCAUUCUGUCAAUCGUGAACUCUACAUACACUGUCAGCGAAUCUGACAGAUCUGUCACUGUUCAGGUUCGACGGACAGGGGAUUUGUCUCAGCAAAGUAGCGUGCGUGCGAGGUCAGUCGCUGUCAGUGCCACCGCCGACCAGGACUACACACCCUUUGACCUGGAGCUGAUGUUCCCUGUCAACCGGCAGGGUGUAGACCUCAGGAUUGCCAUCAACGAGGAUGACGUCACCGGAGAAGGAGAUGAAGUCUUCAUUGUGGAGCUCUACAACGCUGCAGUCAGUGUAUUGGACGCUGAGGCUUCGUCUGCAAGAAUCACCAUCCAGGACAGCCCGCGGCUCAGCACACUGGCGAUUGUCCUGAUAGCUGUUGGCUGUUCCAUCUUUGUAAUCCUCAUUCUGAUUAUGAUUCUCUGCUGUUGUGCUUUCAUGAGACCCAACGAACCCAAAGAGCCAUUUAGCUACGACCGAGGGCUUCGUGGUGCCCCAGUGCUGGAUAUCCCAAGGGAAGCGUUAGGCCGCGGACCAGUGGUCACUUACUAUCCAGAUGAUUUGGAUGACCGAGGCCGUUAUCGCUUGGACAGGCCAUCCCGUCGCAGUGACAGGCGCAACAACGGUUCCGUCGUCCAAAACGGAGGCCCACGUAUAACCGAGAUAGAUGAAAUCGAGCAGGAGCCUCGUCGGGAAUCAAACCGACAUGCAUCCAGUGAUCAGCCCCCUCCACCACCCCCUCCCGCCGAGGAACGUCUGCCUGAAGGAAGAGAACCUGAGGAUCGUUUUGAUGAACCCUCCGACCCCCGCCGCAGCCGCUCCAUGUUCAACCCAAGGGCUGAAAGAGAACCUUACUGGGGAAAGGCCCGUCAAUCCUACCACUCUUCGCCGAACCAUUACGGAUAUUUCUGAUCUCAUUUAUCUGUCUGUGGGUGUACAACUUGGAUAGGCCUGUUAUCUUGAAUUGUUAGAUAUUGGCAUCAACCAAUUUCAUUUGGGGGGGGGGCCUGGGGAGGAUUAUAAGGCACUUUCAAAGGAAGAAUAUUUGUAUCGAGAUGUACCAAGAUGGAGGAGUAAAUGAAGAAAGCUGGAAAGAAGUGAAAUUAUUGUAUAGUUGAGGUUCAAAGAAUCUCAAUGUGUAGUAGUUAACGUUAUGGUGUGUGAAGGGGUCAAGGUUCAUAGACCUUCUAACUUUCCCCUUCCCCCUCAAGUCCCCUUGGGCUAAAUUUUGAUCGUGAUCGUGGAGAUUGCUAGCCUCGAUAACACGAUGAUAAAUUUUACUUUACACGUGCUGUUUGCAAAAUGGCAGCUACUUUCUGCGAGGUCUUUAGAUGCAGUUCACGUCGUUUCCCCCCGCUUGUGUCAAAAGUGUGUUGAUUGUUACAUAAGCGUGUCACAAAUUGGCAAGAAGACUUUGAAUUGUCAUAAAAUGAAAGCAGAGGUAGGAUAACUGAGAAGCAAAUGAGGAAUUUGCCAAGUUAAAUCUUGAUUGUGUUCCAUCUGUUCAUGGUAACCUAGGGAGUAAGGUGGUCUUGGGUAUGCCGCUGGUAUAGGCCUGAUGGUCAGGGGUAACAAUGAUACAGUAUUUUGAGCAUCAUUCUACGUACUAGAUGAUGUCCAUUGUAUAUUCUGAUCUUGACUUGACUAUGUACAUUUUCAUCUUAAGAGAACUCGUCACCUGUUUACAUAUUACUCAUUCUUUGUUUUAAUACAACAAAAUUGAUAACUUGCUCGUAAAUUUCAUAGAGAAUUAGUCUGUUUUAUUCCACACUAUAUAUUCAGGACAAUUUGCUUUAUUUUGUUUCUUCCACUGCUAAUGAGCCCAGGCCAUCAUGUGCUGCAAUUUGCCAGUGUCAGUGAAAUAUGAGAAACUAAGGGUUAAUGAUGGUCGGUUUGACCCCUGACACUUUUAAGGAUUAUGUGUAGUUCCAAAUGCGGAAAGUUUGACUUGGAAACACAGUUUUUAAACUUGAUUAAAAAAUGAUAUAAACAUUAAUUAUAGCAACAAAAUUAUGGUCACUUAGUAAUUAUUUUAUGCAUUUGGGGAAGCGUAUGGUAAUCAAGAAUUUACAGAUUUUUAUUUAUUGGGUUCUGUUUUAUCUGCUAUAUAUUUGUGUAUACUGUUACCUAUUUUAUAAUCAUCUUUAAAAGCUGGGAAAUAAAGCUGUGUUUAAUGUCUUACGUAUGUGUUUAAUGUUUUAAGUAUUACACUUUCUUUUUGACUGCUCAAUAAAUCCAGCCCAAGUUUUCUUCCCGUUUUCAGUAUGCACCA
Messenger RNA from Acanthaster planci (crown-of-thorns starfish), 3595 nucleotides. RefSeq names its product extracellular matrix protein 3-like. Gene Ontology annotation, cellular component: membrane. NCBI's taxonomy places the organism in Eukaryota, Metazoa, Echinodermata, Asteroidea, Valvatida, Acanthasteridae. The record is from RefSeq and is a predicted model, not a curated record. Gene Ontology annotation, biological process: metal ion transport; cell communication.